This is a messenger RNA of Emys orbicularis (European pond turtle), 1981 nucleotides long. RefSeq names its product TBC1 domain family member 19 (gene TBC1D19). The coding region runs from base 61 to 1731 and encodes 556 amino acids. The record is from RefSeq and is a predicted model, not a curated record. The transcript has 22 exons. NCBI's taxonomy places the organism in Eukaryota, Metazoa, Chordata, Testudines, Emydidae.
GGCCCCGCUACGGCGACGAGGGGUGCUGACCGGGCACGCAUCCCGCCGGUCUGCGCUGGGAUGAUGCUGGAGCAGGACACCGGCCUCUCCUUGGCCAUCGCUCAGAUCGUGCAGCGGCUGAAGGGCUCCAGCCUCCAUUCCCAGCUGGAGCGGCAGGCCCGGGGUAGUCUACACAAACCAGAAAUUAAACUUGAAUCACUAAAGGAAGAUAUUAAGGAUUUUCUGAAGACCUCAGGAUGGGAAAAGAGGCUUCAGAAUGCUGUUUACAGUGAACUCAAUGUGUUCCCUUCACCCUGUCAUCCUGCAGCACCCCCUGAGCACAUGAAGGAACCCUUAGUUUACAUGAGGAAAGCACAGGGAAGCUGGGAGAAGCGAAUUCUGAAGAGUCUAAAUAGCAUGUGCACAGAACUCAGUAUCCCAUUAGCACGAAAGAGACCUAUAGGAGAGCAAAAAGAACUUCUUAAUAAAUGGAAUGAAAUGGGAACUGAUGAGCCAGAUCUAAGUCUCUUCCGACCUGUUUAUGCACCUAAAGAUUUUCUUGAGGUACUGAUGAAUCUUCGCAACCCAAAUUAUGAAAAUGGGGAUCAGCCUAGUUUCAGAAAUCACCUGGGUCUAAUUCAGGUUCCUCUAAAAGUUAAAGACAUCCCUGAACUGAAAGACUCUUUCAGUGAGCUAGGCUUGAAUACAGGACAGCUGGGUAUUGAUGACUCUACACAAGUGCCUCCAGAACUCUUUGAAAAUGAACAUGUACGUGUUGGGCAAACAGUUUUAACAGAACAAGAUAGUGCUGCAGCCCAACAGUAUGUCCGUCAGGGAUGCCCAACAGCACUCCGAGCUGAAUUGUGGGCACUCAUUCUGAAUAUUUCUAAUCAGCCUGAGGACAUUUUGUACUACGAACAGCUUAAGUCCAAUGUGAUUCAGCAUGAUCUUUUAGUGGACAGCCUGAUUUACAAAGAUGUAAAGCUGACAGCAAGCAAUGAUGACUACUAUUUUGUAUUUGAGGAUUAUUUAUAUCAGGUAUUACUCUGUUUUUCCCGAGAUACAUCAGUACUGGAGCACUUUUCUUACAAUAGUGCUACUCCACCCAAAUCAUACAUACGAGGAAAACUUGGCAUGGAAGAAUAUGCUGUUUUUUAUCCACCAAAUGCCAUGUCACCUAUGGGAAGUGAGAUGAUUUGGAAAAGAGAGGAAAACAGACAACACAACUGCCAAGAUGUCUACAUAUCUUUACUGGGUGUAAUUCCUUUUCAUGGCUUUUCAAUGUAUGUUGCUCCACUUUGUUUUCUGUACCAUGAACCUUCCAAAUUGUAUCAGAUAUUCCGUGAGAUGUAUGUGCGUUUUUUCUUCAGACUCCAUUCCAUCUCUUCUCAUCCUUCUGGCAUCGUGUCACUAUGUUUACUGUUUGAGACACUUCUUCAAACCCAUCUCCCUCAGCUCUUCUAUCAUCUUCGAGAAAUUGGGGCGCAACCACUACGAAUAUCAUUUAAAUGGAUGGUACGAGCAUUCUCUGGUUACUUAGCUACAGACCAACUUCUUCUUUUGUGGGACAGAAUCCUAGGAUACAAUUCUCUAGAAAUUCUCGCUGUCCUGGCAGCUGCUGUGUUUGCUUUCCGAGCAGUGAACCUGAUGGAGGUGACAUCACUGGCUGCAGCUGAAGCUGUACUUGCUGACCUUUCAACCCUGAAGGUUAUGCCUCUUCUUCAGAUCUUCCUGUUUGCCACUGUCACUUGAUCUGCUUCAAGGUCACUGACACCACACAUCCAGUCUUUCAUUAGAAACUAAUAAUGAACUAUGCAACGUCUGCAUAAAACCAAAUUAAACUGUAUGUAUAUGUCACUUACAGAUCAUGUUCUCUUUACAGUUAAAUGCAAGUUUUUCUACAUAUAAAAUAAUAACUUUACACACUAACCUGUGCAUUUGCAUGCUGCUGUAUUUCAACAUAACAGCAAUAGAUAUAACUGAUGAGGUAUGAGAAUCAUUA